GGGGGAGGCGGGGCCAGGUUUGCUGGGGUCGUCCGUUGCCAGGGCGGAGGGGUUGGCGGCAGGAGCGUGUGAGGACCAGCCCCUGUGAGCAAACACGGGACAAAACGAUGGCCCCUGCCCUGAAGAGCUCGCGGCCUAAGUACAGCCACUUUGCACUGGUUUGCUGUACCGAUUAGUGCGCGGGGUGCGCCCCACGUGUCCGUCGCUCCCGCCUGGGCCUUUCUGCAGAACGGCAUCUUUCAGGCAUGCCGGCCGCUGCUCCUUCUGCUGCUCCGGCUUCCCAAAUGUGUGGGCCGUGGCCGUUGACACGUGCGGGAGCUCUGGGCCUGUGACAAAGCUCAGCACAAACUGUUUCAUGCAAGGCGUGCGGGGAAGCGAGUUAACGGCUAGCUUCCUUCGCAGCCUUGCUUGCUGUUCCAACACCCCUCCCGCUCCCAGUGCUCUCAGGAGAGGACAUGUUUCCUUGCAUGCAUUGCACCCUGGCAUAGAGAGCAGGCUUGUUUCUGAAAGGCAGAACAGAGCCAAAAAGAUGGGUCUUUGCAGUAAGAACUGAGAAGCGGAGCCUGCCUUUCUGCUCCCUGUGAGUUGUGUGGAGACUUUAUUUUCACGUUUGCUUCUACCGCAAGACUCGCAUAAUGUGCCCUGCAAUUUCUAGCCGCUGGUUUUUGGUAAUUAAUGUGUUAUACGUGAGAAAAUACAGUAGCUGGGCUUUGAGAAACCAGGAAGCUUCACAGUUCCUGCGUUCUGCUGAAAGAAGUGGAUGCCGUGCAUUUAUUCCAAGAGACUCUGGUGCAUUUACCAGCAGAUGGCAGCAGCUUUUCAUUACAGAUGUCGAUGAAUGUAUUGAGGGAACCGACAAUUGCCACAUUGAUGCCAUCUGUCAGAACACCCCCCGGUCCUACAAGUGCAUCUGCAAGUCUGGCUUCUCCGGGGAUGGGAAGCACUGCAAAGAUGUUGACGAGUGCGAGCGGGAUGAUAACGCCGGCUGUGUCCAUGAAUGUGUCAACAUCCCAGGGAAUUACCGCUGCACCUGCUACGAUGGCUUCCGCCUGGCCCAAGAUGGACAUAACUGCCUGGACCUGGACGAAUGCUCUGUGGGGAACGGUGGCUGCCAGCAGACCUGCAUCAACAUGAUGGGCAGCUAUGAGUGCCAUUGCCGGGAGGGCUUCUUCCUGAGUGACAACCAGCACACCUGCAUCCAGCGCCCAGAAGAAGGAAUGAACUGCAUGAACAAGAACCAUGGCUGUGCCCACAUCUGCCGGGAGACCCCCAAGGGGGGCAUCGCCUGCGAGUGCCGGCCAGGCUUUGAGCUCACCAAGAAUCAGCGGGACUGCAAAUUGACCUGCAACUAUGGGAAUGGAGGUUGCCAGCACACCUGUGAUGACACGGACCAAGGGCCCAAGUGUGGCUGCCAUGUGAAGUUUGUGCUAUUUUCUGAUGGGAAAACGUGCAUAGGGGAGAGGCACCUCCAGCAACACGCUACCUCCCAGACGUUUUCUAAUGAGACGUGUGCCGUGAACAAUGGAGGCUGCGAGAACAAGUGCCAGGAUGCAGCCACAGGCGUGCAGUGCAGCUGCCCCAUGGGCUUCACUCUCCAGGUCGACCGGAAAACAUGCAAAGAUAUCGAUGAGUGUGGGCAGAACAACGGCGGCUGCGACCACAUCUGCAGGAACACGGUGGGCAGCUUUGAGUGCAGCUGCAGGAAAGGUUACAAGCUGCUGAUCAACGAAAGGACCUGCCAAGACAUCGAUGAGUGCUCCUUUGACAGGACCUGCGACCACAUCUGCAUCAACACGCCGGGGAGCUUCCACUGCCUCUGCCACACAGGCUACACGCUGUAUGGAGUUACCCACUGCGGAGACAUCGAUGAAUGCAGCAUCAACCGAGGAGGCUGCAAAUUCGGCUGCAUCAACACCCCUGGCAGCUACGAGUGUACCUGUCCCGCUGGCUGCAAGUUGCACUGGAACAAAAAGGACUGCAUCGCCAGUGCUUGUCGUCCUUCAGAGCUGGUGAAGUGCCUGGUGGGCUCUGCCUCCCACCGGGCCACGCUGUCUUGCAACAAGAACGGCAAGAAGGACAGCUGCUCCCUCACCUGCACCUCCAAGGCCCGCUUCCUGCCAGAGUCUGACAGCAGCUACACGGUGAGCUGUGGGACGCCCAUCCAGCGCCAGGGGGCCCAGCAGCGGCCUGGCAACAGCAGCCAUCACUGCGUCGAGACUGUCGCUGCUCCAAUCAAACAAAAAGCUUCCUUCAAGAUCAAGGACGCCAAGUGCCACCUGCACCCACGCGCAAAGGGGAAGCAGGAUGAGUCGGGGAGGCCUGGGGCGCCAGGUGGGGUGGCCCCCUGCUUGGAUUGCCAGGUGACCUUCGUGAACCUCAAGUGCGACUCCUCCAGGAAGGGCAAAGGCCGCCGUGCCCGCAACCCCUCCAACAAGGAAGUGACCCGCAUCACCCUGGAGUUUGAGGCAGAAAUCAAACCAGAGGAGAUCACAGCCAGCUGCAACAUGAACUGCCUGCGGCAGCGGGUGGAGAAGAAGCUGAAGUCCGCGAUCAAGGCCCUGAAGAAGUCCAUCAACCAGGAGCGGUUCCUGAUCCGCUUCGCGGGCAUGGAGUACGAGGUGGCCCGGAAGCUGAGCAUGGCCCUGGAGAGGCAGGAGAGCUGCGGGCCUGGGCAGCAGAGGGUGGGAUCCAAGUGUGUUAGCUGCUCGCAGGGAACGUAUUACCAUGGUCAGAUGGAGCAGUGUGUCCCCUGCCCUCCUGGGACCUACCAGGAGAAGGAAGGCCAGCUCUCUUGUGACCACUGCCCCAGAGGCGAUGCUUAUGGCCCAGCUGGAGCAACCAACGUAACCAGCUGUGCAGGUCAGUGUCUCCCUGGGCAGCACUCAGUGGAUGGCUUCAAGCCCUGCCAGCCAUGUCCCCGGGGUUCCUACCAGCCCGAAGUAGGGCGGGCUCUGUGCUUCUCCUGCGGUGGAGGCCUGACCACUAAGCACGAGGGCGCCUUCUCCUUCCAGGACUGCGACACCAAAGUUCAGUGUUCCCCGGGCCACUACUACAACACGAGCGUCCAUCGCUGCAUCCGCUGCGCCGUGGGCACCUACCAGCCGGACUUCCGCCAGAACUACUGCAUUGCCUGUCCGGGCAACACCACCACCGACUUCGAUGGCUCCACCUCCGUGUCGCAGUGUAAAAACCGCCAGUGCGGGGGAGAGCUGGGCGAGUACACUGGCUACAUCGAGUCUCCAAACUACCCUGGGAACUACCCUGCCAACAUUGAAUGCACCUGGAACAUCAACCCACCUCCAAAGCGCAAGAUCCUCAUCGUCGUCCCCGAGAUCUUCCUCCCAUCUGAAGACGAGUGUGGGGACGUUUUGGUCAUGCGGAAAAACUCCUCCCCGUCCUCCAUCACGACCUAUGAGACAUGUCAGACAUACGAGAGGCCCAUCGCCUUCACUGCCAGGUCCCGCAAACUGUGGAUCAACUUCAAAACCAGCGAGGCCAACAGUGCCAAGGGCUUCCAGAUCCCCUAUGUCACCUACGACGAGGACUACGAGCAGCUGGUGGAGGAUAUCGUACGGGACGGCAGGCUCUACGCCUCUGAAAACCAUCAGGAAAUCUUAAAGGACAAGAAGCUGAUCAAGGCCUUCUUCGAUGUGCUGGCUCACCCGCAGAACUACUUCAAGUACACGGAGAAGCACAAGGAGAUGUUGCCCCGCUCAUUCAUCAAACUCCUCCGCUCCAAAGUCACCAGCUUCCUCAGGCCUUACAAAUAGCCCCACGAUGUGCCCCAGCCAUGCCGGCCGCCCUGCAGCCAAGGAAACCCUCUUUUUACUUUUCUUUGAAUUGUUUUUCCCCUAAACAGCUUUAUAAACAAACAGAAUCCCCGUCCUUCGCUAUGCAGAUGUCUGUAACAGUGACUCCUUCUUGGCUUGCUUUGAACCCAUCUUUGGGGCAGCCCCACGCCCUGCUCCUUCAAUGCCGGGGGAGACAUCUCCCAUCCCACGGGCGAUGCUGCUUCUUGUUCCAAGCCACCUCUGCAUUCAGAGGCAGCUGCAACCUGCUCCGUUUGAUGAACCUCAAGUGCAGCUCUUCAGGCUGCUCUCCUGGUGGCCCUUUGGUUGCCCUUGGUGUUUUUUACACAUCCGCACACAAGUCGCUCUCCAUUCCUAGAUGCCAUCAACACAUCCGCAGCUGCCUUCCUUCAUGGGACCCACAUGGUAUUUUUACUCCCACGGUGAGGCUUUCACGGCUGCAGCCAGACCUGAGCUGCUUCUCCAAGAACCGAGGGCAAAGGAUGUCCCUAACUGCAGAAGGUAACACCUUUAUUUAUCAUAGCGUUGUGGCUCUAGAAAAACAAAGGAACACGUCUUCGCAGAGGGGAUCGGGGAAACAUCCAUAUGCUUAAAAAAAUAUUUAAAAACAAUAAAGGAAUAAAGGACAGGACUGGGACGCACAACAGCAAGUAGCGACUGGCUGGUGGUUGCAAUGGCGGUUCUGAGGGGUGGGAGAUGUGUCUCUAGGGAGCCAUGCUGGCUCUCUGUGUCUGAGGAAAGCAUGGCUAAGCCACGUCUUUGCAGAACAAUGUCUGGAUGAACGGGAGAAAAAAAAUGUAACGAGAAAACUUUUGGACAGAUUCUUUUCCCUCCUACCUCCCCACCCCAGCUUAACACUUGUGCCAAGAGACCAGACUUUCUUACAAGCUCGGCCAAAGAGGAACUCGUCGACAGAAGAGCAAGUGAUGUGAAGAGCAGGACUAAAUGUUUGUGCACUAGGAUUUCCUCCUUUCUACCUUUUUCAUAUGUAUUAAGUGCAAUCAUUUGAGUCUUCUUUAUAUUAUUUAGAGGGAAGUUUUUUCUACUAGAAACUCCAAUAUUUAUACCUGCCUGAGAAAUGAGAAUGUGUGUUUGUAGCAAAAGAGCAAAACCAAGCCAAGUCUCCGAUUCAUGGUAAACCAUCACGGUGACGUUUUCAGACCUUGGAAUCUUUUCUUCUGGUCCCCAGGAAGUUCUUGUUUAAAUCAAAAAGGCAAAGCCUUUUGGGGGAAAUUAAUUGCUUUUGGGGGGGAAAUCAAUUGGAUCUUCCCCAGGUAACUGGAAAACAGCAUCUUGUUCCAGCUGCCCGUGUGGUCAGCGGUAGGUCUUCCCUAGUUAAUGCAUCAGUUUGCAGCAUGGAGACAAGAUCUCAGUAUUCCUGCACCCUAUAUUUGGCGCUGGCGAUCCCUCACCUGAAGUACUGUGCCCAGUUUUGGGUACUGCACUUCAAGGAGGAUGUGGACAAAAAGAGUCCAGCAGAAAGCAACAGUAAUGGUUAGAGGUCUGGGAAAUGUGAUU
Alligator sinensis (Chinese alligator) is the source of this 5327-nucleotide messenger RNA. RefSeq names its product signal peptide, CUB domain and EGF like domain containing 3 (gene SCUBE3). Gene Ontology annotation, cellular component: cell surface. Gene Ontology annotation, biological process: signal transduction. The transcript has 24 exons. The record is from RefSeq and is a predicted model, not a curated record. Bases 636 to 3770 code for a protein of 1044 amino acids. Gene Ontology annotation, molecular function: calcium ion binding. NCBI's taxonomy places the organism in Eukaryota, Metazoa, Chordata, Crocodylia, Alligatoridae.